Molecule: messenger RNA, 366 nt
Organism: Psammomys obesus (fat sand rat)
Lineage: Eukaryota; Metazoa; Chordata; Mammalia; Rodentia; Muridae
Product: actin-related protein 2/3 complex subunit 1A-A-like
Exons: 3
Coding region: 43-315 (90 amino acids)
Biological process (GO): Arp2/3 complex-mediated actin nucleation
Cellular component (GO): actin cytoskeleton; Arp2/3 protein complex
Molecular function (GO): actin filament binding
Source: RefSeq, a predicted model, not a curated record
UGCUCCACAGUCCUCAGCUUGGGCUGGCACCCCAACAUUUUGAUGGCUGCAGGGUCAUGUGAUUUCAAAUGCAGACUGUUUUCGAGUGACAUCAAGGAGUUGGACGGGAAGUCGGCCAGCACCCCGUGGGGCAGCAAGAUGCCUAUCGGCCAGCUAAUGGCGGAAUUCGGCAGCAUCAGCCCUGGCGGCUGGGUGCAUGAUGUCAACUUCUCGACCAGCGGGGGCUGCCUGGCCUGGGUCAGCCACAACAGCACGGUGUCGGUGGCCAAUGCCUCCAAGAGCAUGCACCAGGUAUCAAUUUAUGAGGUGGACUAGCAGGACAGUCACAAAUUAUGCACCACUGGCAUCGACGGGGCCAUGAUGAUC